Molecule: messenger RNA, 2122 nt
Organism: Pelodiscus sinensis (Chinese soft-shelled turtle)
Lineage: Eukaryota; Metazoa; Chordata; Testudines; Trionychidae
Source: RefSeq, a predicted model, not a curated record
UGUUCCUGUCCGCGCACAUGCCUGAGCCUGGCCCCUUUCCUUGUGCUCAGUGGCACCCCGAGGAGUCCCGUUCCGGUAGAAGCUCAGAGUUACGCACCCCGCGGGAACCGAGGCUCUGGAGAACCCCGAAGCGUCCGUAACGCGGAACCGAACAUUGCGGUGGCUCGGUGCUGUGCUGUGUUUGCGGGGGGGUCUCUGCUGCCGACGGUUUGCGUACUCCUGGUUCCAGAUCAGGUGUGUGAGUUUCAAUGUUCUGACUUGCUCUAAGAUGAAGGUAUGGAAGUUUGCAGCCAUUGCCUCGAUGCUCCUCAGUUCCAUGUUGUCCGUUUUAGUUUGUAGAGACAUGCUCAACGGACGCCGGACACACAGCCCCUUCCCUCCCUCGCCGUCACGCUCCGCCUCCUCUUCUGCCUUGCCUGCAGCUCCACGGAGACACCCCCGCGCCCUGGAGCCCCGGGGCCAGCUGCUCUCUCGAUACAGCGCCUUGUUUGAAAGCUACACGGAGGGUGAAAUCCGACAGCUGAUCUCCACUCUGGUCGAGAGGUACAGCCAGUCCAUGAACUCUGGAGGACACGAGCUGCCCCUCUUCCCCAAGCCCGGGAACCGCAUGAAGCGAGCCCGGGCCCGCCACAAACCCUGCGCCCUGAAGGAGCUGGAGGUGAGUGUGAGCGAGCUGGGCCUGGGUUAUGAGUCGGACGAGAUCGUCCUGUUCCGGUACUGCAGCGGCACCUGCGAGACAGCUGUCAGGAACUACGACCUCUCCCUGAAGAACAUGAGGCUCAAGAAGAAGAUCAAAAAGGAGAAGAUCCGAGCCAGGCCCUGCUGCAGGCCUCUCGCUUACGAUGACGACGUCUCCUUCCUGGACACUUACAACCGCUACUACACCGUCAACGAGCUUUCAGCCAAGGAAUGUGGCUGCGUGUGAAGCGGGGACAGGGAACCUGGGAAGGUUGACGUCUGUAAGGCAGCGCCCAACGGCCAACAGCGCGAGGGCCUACAGGGAAAUUGUUGCCCUCCGAGUGAGAAAGGAACUAAGAAGGGACCCGGGCUCAGAGAUAGUCAAGAAGGCAACUGCUUCCAGGUCUACUUCGGCUCUGUGGUUGGACUGUAGGAGCAACAGGGGAACUCUUGCUGUUGGGUUGUGUUUUGAGAGAGAUCCAGGAGCCUUUCGACACUUCAACGGGUGCCUUUGUGCUCCUCCCACCUGCCCCUGCCCCUGAGCGUGGGAUGCUCUCAGAAGGAGGAGCUGGGGAACAGAGAGGCAGGAGGAAUCACCCGCUGAUUUCCUCAGCGAUGCCGGCAUCAGCCACACCAGCCUGGCAUCCACGUGCGCUUUCAUUGCUGCCACAAAGGGGUGUAGCCGGAAAGCUUCGCUGGCCAAGGCUUACACAUCCAGAAAGCGCCAGGCGUCUCGUCUUUGACGGCCAGCUCCGGAACCGCGAUCCAGUCUAGAGGAGGAGUCACAUUCCUAGUCGUAUGAAAACUGAAGCCUCUUCUCAGAGGCUUCCCCUCCCUGAUGGAUUGCGGCCUGAAGAAAAUGACACCCGGGCAUGGAAUUCGGGUGGACGGAACCUUUUUCUGGGCAGAUAAAUGACUGACCAGUCAAGAAAUAUUCUUUUAUAUCCUGAGAUCGUAUCUUACCCUUAUUUUAUUGUACACACGCCGUAUAUUCAUGCUCUGUAAAUAUACAGGAAUAUAGAGAGAGAUAGAGAUAUAAAUAUUGGUGGCAACUGCAGACAUACAGAAUACGAUCAUUCCUUCCCGGCCCUCACGCCAAAGUUCCACUGAGGUUGAUGGACAACUGUUGGAUGCUUCCACCCCCACAUCCCACCCGUUCCAUUGAUCUGGGCGAGGACAGCAAUCUAAAAUACUAGUCCCGUUGGUUGUUGAACCAGAAAGGAGGAGGGGGAGAGGAUUGGAGGGGGUUAAUGAGAAUUUCAAAGUUGCCUUAAUUUUAAUGAGAGCGGAGUGUCCCGAUGUCCUAGGCAGGCGAUGCGAGCCGUCAUUUCACAUGUCUGCUGCUUUGGGCACCUCCUCCGCUUUUUGUCAGAGGCUGGAGAUGGAUGGCACAAGAUAAAUUGCUUGAUCAUUGUCUUCGGUCCACCCCCUCUGGGGCACCUGG